AUGUCUGAUAAGGCAUCUUCUUCUGAGCUUGUUCAUAAAAAUUCUGGAACACCAUCUAGUGCUAGUGAGCAAGAGCCAGAUAUUCCCUUAAUCCAACAAGAGCACAUCGAGCCUUUUGUUCUCAGUGAUAUCCAAGCGGAUGAUAGUAUUCAUAACGAUACCACUCUUGCAGUCGGUUGGCCUUCAUCUCCAACUAUGGAGAACCAAGCAGAUACGGUAGCCGCAGAUUGGUCUGACAGAAACGAUGAUCCUCAAGAUAAUAUGGGACCGACGGCGAUUGCCUCAACAGAUACAGAAGCCGAAGACUGGGAUAAUGUACCAACCACGGAUGAUGGAUCCUGGGAGUAUAUGCCAGCUAGAAAAGCUACCUUCACAGAAUUUGACAAGCGCUUCUUCCUUAUAGACUCGGUCGCCAGAAUGAAUCAGUUUCUUCCGGUGCUAUCAAGCAUCCAAAAUAGCCGGCGCCAAGAACUUUUCUGUGGCUGUAAAGGAAACGGAUUUGGAUUAUCAAGAGACGGAGCCAUCACUUACUUUACGAUGACCAUUAGGUCCCUGAAUACGACAUACACCUUUGAUGUACAAGUUCUAGGAGAUCGAGUAUUCAACAUGGUUGGCAACAAUGGUUUAUCAUUGAGGAUGAUUCUUGAAUCCAAGGAAUUUGGACAAGUUUGGUGGGAUGUGCGAAACGACUUUGAGGCGCUCUCUCACCACUACAAUAUUCAUCCGCACUUCGAUCUAGACCUUCAGCUUCUCGAUAUCAUGUCAGCUAGAGGUAACAGAGCUAGGUUAAAUAGCCUAAUGGCCUCUGUCCGCACAAACCAAGCCGGAGAGUCGAGAAUGAAUGACCCAACUAUGUGGCGCGGAUACAGUGGAACAUGGAGCUCAAAGAAGAAAGAAGUGAAAGAUUACCUUGACUGGAAUGGCUUUGAGGCGCUAGAGAUAAGACCAGUCAACUCAAUCGUACUUCUGGGUUGUCGCAUUGAUACAGAGAUUCUGCCAGAAUUGUUUGAUCAUCUACUGCAACGUCUUCAGGAGACCACUAAUGGAAUGAAGAUGGGAUCUCCAGAGCUGUUUCUUAAUAUUGUUCGAGGGGAAUCUUGGAUCAGAGCUCAUGCGGUAUGGUCAAGAGAGAACUCUAAUGUUUACGUCGCUGAUAUCUGUCGAGAGAUCAGGAAUCAUCCUAGGACUCGAUCACCACCAAUCUUUACAAUGUUACCGCAAGUUAUUGCGGGAAUUCGAGAGGAUGAGUAUAUGAUUGGCUUUGAGUAA
Molecule: messenger RNA, 1269 nt
Organism: Botrytis byssoidea
Lineage: Eukaryota; Fungi; Ascomycota; Leotiomycetes; Helotiales; Sclerotiniaceae
Exons: 3
Coding region: 1-1269 (422 amino acids)
Molecular function (GO): nucleic acid binding
Source: RefSeq, a predicted model, not a curated record